Molecule: messenger RNA, 852 nt
Organism: Parascedosporium putredinis
Lineage: Eukaryota; Fungi; Ascomycota; Sordariomycetes; Microascales; Microascaceae
Source: the annotation of a GenBank genome assembly
AUGGCCACGAUAACAAUCACCAGGGUCCUCACCCUCCUCCUCGCCCUCCUCCCCUUCCUCGCCACCGCCCAAAACGAAGGCUACGUCGGCUACCGCCUCGACCAGGAAGGCGACCCCGAAGCCGCCCCCGACGUCUACCUCAACGCCUCGGUACACGUCAAGGAGAUCUCGGUCGAGGUCGACAACAUCACCGCCAAAGUGAACCUCGACGCCCGCGUGCUGAACCUGCUGCACUUUAGCGCCGGCGUCGAUGCCUCCAUCGACCGCGUCAAGCUGCUGAUCCAAGACGUCGUCGCCCGCGUCGAGCUCGAGGCCCGUCUCGAAAACGUCGUCGGCAUGGUCGACGACGUCCUCCGCAGCAUCGACCUGAACCCCAUCGUCGCGACGCUCGGCCAAAACGUCCGCGACAUCGUCGACGAUGCCGUCGGCGUCAUCACCGACCCCGUGGAAGGUGGUAGCGGCGGCGGCGGCACUGGCGACGAUGCCUCAUCCGGCGCCGAGAAGCGCGAUCUCCGCUACAACCUCGAGUACAACAUCCUCUACUCCAUCAACGACUACAGCGGCAAGGCCCACACCAACCGCGUGCUCGCCCAGAACGGCGACCUCGUCGACAUCAAGCUCGACAACGAGGGUCGCGAGACGGGCCGCUCCGUCGCCGGCACGUUUGCCCGCCUCAUGGAGUUCACCGGCCACAACAAGACCAUUAGCGUCGACGACGAGGUCACCGAGUACGAGAUGCAGUACGUCUACAAGCCCUUCCCUAGCAUCGAGGUCUUUGCCUGGGUCUACAUGAACACCGCCGGCGCCAUCACCAGGACAGAGGUCAUCGCCGGUGCCACGGGGGCGGCAUGA